Messenger RNA from Linum trigynum, 961 nucleotides. The record is from the annotation of a GenBank genome assembly. Lineage: Eukaryota; Viridiplantae; Streptophyta; Magnoliopsida; Malpighiales; Linaceae.
UACGUAUGAAUCCUUCAAUUGGAAGAUCACUCCGGCCAAUAAUAAGAAAACGGACAAAACGAGACAUGCACGUCAGUUUACGAUCAUACAAAAACGAGAAUCUUAUUAAGCGCAAAACAACCGCUACAGUAUCAAAUGCAGUACUGUAUAGGAGUAGUACACAACAUGUGUUCCCCCUCUAUAUGAUCAAUCAAUCGAUCAAUGAAACGAAACACAACUAUAUAUAUAUAUAUGCAUAGAAUCACAAUAACCAACCACAACAAAUCCCGUUGCAAAAACCAACCUACGAAGAAGUGUUGAUGUGAAGGGAGACGAGUAAGGCGACCGGCAUCAGAAACAUGGCUAGCACAAGAAACCACGACGGAGGACCCACCACCGAGGAGCCAAUGAUCAGCGGCCCGACCAGCACUAUUGCCGCCACCAUCAUCAGAGCCGCCGUGCAACCGCCGCCCCACCCUUCGAAGCCCUCCGCCGCCAUUGGUAUAUAUAUAGGUAUUCUAUGUGUGAUUAUCGUAGUAGUAUAUCGUAUGAAUCUUGUUGUGAUACGGACAGUACGUACUUAUUAUAUAGAGAUGAAGGAGGAGGCUGAAUUCAAAAUCUGAACGAUCACGUCGUUUCCCGGUUUUCGUAUUUCCCGCCAUCUUGUGUGUCUACUCUACUCGUUCAAGCAAGCCGCGCGUUUUGGGAACUCAUUAGAAUUAGGGAAAUAUCGGAGAAACAGGGGUUGUAUAUAUGGGGUUUGUCCAGAUCGAGUAUUUUGUUCGUCCAAAUAUGGAGUCUUUGUAACUCCCAAAAAUCGUAAUUUGGGAUGUACCAUGCAUCAAGUUUAGUAAACAAGUUGUAAUGUGAUUAGAUGCAUGACUAACCCCGCAAAAGACACUUAAUUACUCAUUUGAAUAACUCCACGAAUCUAUUGCAUUUUUUACGAACGAUAAGUACGGAAUAAGACGAACAUUUCACA